Sycon ciliatum is the source of this 2008-nucleotide messenger RNA. RefSeq names its product actin-like protein 6B. The record is from RefSeq and is a predicted model, not a curated record. The transcript has 16 exons. NCBI's taxonomy places the organism in Eukaryota, Metazoa, Porifera, Calcarea, Leucosolenida, Sycettidae. The coding region runs from base 126 to 1484 and encodes 452 amino acids. Gene Ontology annotation, biological process: chromatin remodeling; nervous system development; regulation of transcription by RNA polymerase II. Gene Ontology annotation, molecular function: chromatin binding. Gene Ontology annotation, cellular component: SWI/SNF complex; NuA4 histone acetyltransferase complex.
UCCCUUUGAGAAGUUAGUUUGCAGAUAAUUUCGCUUAUUUUGAAAGUCCAUUGAAGAGUCUUUGAUUCGUGAAAGGCCGUAGAAGGUAUUGUUGACGGUAAAUUGGUAGGAAGAGCACAGCAGUCAUGAGUGGAGGUGUUUACGGCGGAGAUGAGGUCGGUGCCAUAGUCUUCGAUGUUGGCUCAUCGUCAGCUCGUGCUGGGUAUGCUGGAGAGGAUGUGCCAAAAGCUGAAAUUCCAACAUCAGUUGGCAUAUUGCAGAGUAGUACAUCUGGCACUAGUGCUGCUGCUACCACUGCUGGUGCUGCUAGCUCAGACUCUGGUGACCAGGCCAUGGACACAGGCGAUGAUAGCCGAGUCGGGAGCAAUCAAGCAGACAGUGCCAGUGAACGUCGUGUUGUCCUCGGUGUCAACAGCCUUCACUUUCCACGUCAGGGAAUGGAGAUGACCAGUCCACUCACCGACGGCUUGAUUGAGGAUUUUGACCUGUAUGAACAGAUUCUCGAUCACCUUUACAACAAACAUCUUCGAUCCAAGUCUGAACUACAUCCUGUACUCAUGUCAGAGGCACCGUGGAAUACACGUGCCAAGCGCGAGAAGAUCACUGAGAUCAUGUUUGAACGCUACAACAUUCCAGCAUUCUACUUGUGCAAGACUGCAGUGUUGACAGCGUUUGCUAAUGGUCGCUCAACAGCAUUGAUUGUUGACAGUGGUGCAUCACAGACCAGUGCUGUACCCGUACAUGAUGGAUACGUCUUGGAGAAAGGUGUUGUUCGUGUUCCUCUUGGCGGGGACUUCCUCUCAGCACAAGUCCGGAGUCUACUGGAAGAAAAGAUGAACCAAGAGAUAGUACCUCCGUAUCUUGUUGGCAGUCGAGAAAUGGUUGCUGAAGGAGCUGCUCCAAUUUGGACGAGGAAGAAAGUACCAGAAGUGACAAAGUCCUACCACAAUUACAUGGUUUCAGAAGUUGUACAUGAUUUCAAGUCCAGUGUUCUUCAAGUAUCUGACACUCCCUUCGAUGAGCAGGCCGCCAAUAUGUAUCCCACAGCGUCCUAUGAGUUCAGCAAUGGCUUUCACACCACGUUUGGUCCAGAGAGGUUUCAACUGUGUGAACCCUUCUUUGAUGCAUCGCAUUUGAACAAGGUACACGGUGGGAAUCUGCUGGCCUUACCACACGUCGUGUCUACCAGCGUGGGCUCGUGUGAUGUAGACAUUCGACCGGGUCUGUUCAGCAGUGUGGUAGUGACUGGAGGUAAUACAUUAGUACGUGGAUUCACGGAGAGACUCAAUCGAGAGUUGAUGCAGAAAACACCACCAAGCAUGAGGCUGAAGGUGAUUGCUAAUGCGCAGACAGUGGAGCGUCGCUUCAGUUCCUGGAUUGGUGGAUCCAUUCUUGCCUCACUUGGAACAUUCCAGCAGAUGUGGAUCAGCCGACAUGAAUACGACGAGCAGGGCAGCACAUGCGUGGACAGAAAGUGUCCAUAGGCAGUUACAACGCAACAAGUAGCAAGGGAGGAUGGAGGAAGCAAGGAGAAGCGAUGGAGAUACUACUAAUGAAGCAAGGCCGGUGACUGAACAGCAACUACGAUAAUAAUAACAACGAUGAAGCAAAGAAGAAAACUGAUAGCUAUAACUUGGACAUCAUACGAAACCAGCCAGCCAUGCUACACACACACGCACACGUCACAUGCACACACACACACACACACACAUCCAAACAAUAUUAGUAGUGUGUACAAAGAGGAAUAGGUAAAGAAAGCACAAAAUUGCUCAAAAAUGUAUCAAUCAAUGUACAUAGCACACAAAUACAUGAGAAUGCAUGUGUAGUGCAUGCAUGUCAGCCGUCUACUCGCUGUUUAUGUUUGCUGUUUUUGUUUUGUUUGGUUUUUGGUUGGCUGCCCUGUUGCUCACAACCUGUUGCUCACAACUUAUAACAUUUUCUAGGUUUGGGUUUCUAUGGACGCACAAUGCUGACAUAGAUCAGAAUUGCCAUGUUGCAAUGACUACCA